Physella acuta is the source of this 521-nucleotide messenger RNA. RefSeq lists its product as uncharacterized. Gene Ontology annotation, cellular component: nucleus; cytoplasm. Gene Ontology annotation, molecular function: protein dimerization activity; transcription regulator activity. The record is from RefSeq and is a predicted model, not a curated record. NCBI's taxonomy places the organism in Eukaryota, Metazoa, Mollusca, Gastropoda, Physidae. Gene Ontology annotation, biological process: cell differentiation; circadian regulation of gene expression; negative regulation of transcription by RNA polymerase II.
ACUUACCAAGGGAGACUAAUUAUUUAGUUCUAAGCCAAGGACUACAACUCGCUUUUACUGCUGUCAUCCUACCCAUCAAAACAAACAUGGUCACCGUGACAUCUUACCGACACACCCGGGUCUCCGCUGCCCAGGUGGUUGCUAGGAGACAGGUGAGAAUGCACCUGAGGAAGAUCCGAGAGAGGGAGUACUCUAAGCUCAGGGCUCUGGUCCCGUCCGUAGCAUCCAAGAAAAACGUUUCCAAGGUUCAAGUCAUCGAGGAGGCGGUGAGAUACAUUGAAGAGCUCCACACAGCCUUACUGGAACGGUUCAGACAAAAACACGGCAGCAUGGCUGAGGACAAGGCCCAGGAGACGGUGCGUACAUUCGUCAGUCGCAUGAUGAGCCAACAGCCCAACGCCCCACACCCCAACCCCCAAGGCAACCCCACCCCCACCACCACCCUCAGACACUCCCCCAGCAGCUUUGAAAAACAAAGGAGCCAGCCAAGCUUUUUGUUCCGCAAAAGCAGAAACCAUUAG